Molecule: messenger RNA, 2061 nt
Organism: Naumovozyma castellii
Lineage: Eukaryota; Fungi; Ascomycota; Saccharomycetes; Saccharomycetales; Saccharomycetaceae
Gene: FRE8
Product: putative ferric-chelate reductase
Exons: 1
Coding region: 1-2061 (686 amino acids)
Source: RefSeq, a predicted model, not a curated record
AUGUCAACAACAACACAAAAUCCAACAGAUGGUUCCAUUUCCAAAUUCUUAAGAUGGCUUGGAUCGAAGCUUCCAAGUUUCGACGAACAGGCAGACAAGGAACAGAGACUAGCUCUCACUGCAAAAUAUACCAAUAGUUGUCUUGUCAUAACUAUGUGCAUCAUAUGUGUUUUAUUGCCCUUAUGGACGACGUUAUCGUUGACCGGAAGAGGGUUCCAAAUAUCUCAUCGAAUCAAACAUCACAUUUUGGGUAGAAAUUCAUUUCUCCAUAAAUCUAAACUAUACCACAACAAAUCGUUUAAAAUUUGCCUAUUCUGGUUUAUCAUUACAGCUGUUUGUAGCACAUAUGAUGCCAAAAGAGACCUUCUUCAAAUAACGAAACGAAUGGGGAGAGUAGCCGUCGCAAUGAUGCCGCCGCUUCUCUUUUUAUCAUUACGUCCAUCGCCGUUACCUCGAGUGCUUUAUUUGUCAUUAUUGCCAAUACACAAAUGGAUAUCGAGAAUUGUAGUCCUUGGAUCAUUACUGCAUACAGUGUUUUAUAUUAUUUACAUGCAUAAACGUAAUGUAUUAUGGACCAAGAUUAAAAAAUUGCCUAAUAUAUAUGGUAUUGUGGCACUCAUAUUAUUUUGCCUCAUUGGGAUCUCAUCUAUUCGAAAGUUUAGAAGAUGGAAUUUUAAAUUAUUUUAUGGCAUUCAUUAUAUUUCAACCUGGUUAACUGUAAUUCUAUUAUAUCUCCACGCUCGUCCAGGAAUUCCAUAUUACACAGCAUUAAAUUGUUUCAUUUUAAUAUGUCAAAUUGCAUAUAGACUCUGCAUCACCAAUAUUACAACAGCAUCUAUCAUUAACGUUUCUCCCUCUUUAACCUUAUUUGAAUUCCCACUAGAUGAUAUCGCCUUAAAACCAAUUCUUCCCUCAGGUCAUGUUCGUAUCCAAAUUGUAGAGAAUAACUUUUUGAAAAGAUGGUUUCAUAAACUGAUACCUUUACAACAUCCUUAUACUAUUUCCAGCCUGCCAACAGAUGACACAGUCAAGCUUAUUAUUAGAAAUGGGAACUUCCCUUUGAAAAGCAAUUCAAAAUAUUAUAUAACGGGAGCAUAUGAACCUGUAUUAAAUUUUAUGAAAAAGACCAAGAAUUCAGAAACUGAAUCCAUCAUUAGAGACCCAUUUCGAAUUAAUUCGAGUCAGUUAUUGCAUUCCCCCUUAUAUUAUGCAAUAAAUGCGAGAAGAGUUUUCAUAAUUGUUGGUGGGUCGGCAAUUUCAUUUGGAUUACCCUUGUUAAGGAUACUAAACUUUAAUGGUGUCAACGUCAGAUUGAUUUGGGUAUCAAGAGAUUUCCAUGACUUGAAACUAUUGAACUAUUUUAAAAAUAACUUUGAAGGUAUGGAGAUAUAUAUUACUGGAUUUAAGGGUAAUGAACAAGAUAUUCAAAUCGAUUACAUUGAUUAUGAGCAUCAAAGGAAUAAUGAACUAUGUGCUGUUAAUAACACUGAAAAUUCUUACUUAUUAACCGAACAUGAACGUACCAGCCAUGAAAACCGUCAUUUUCAUAAAUGUAAUACUACCAACAAUUUAACUAAUUUGGCUGGUAUCGACAAUUCAGAUGAAAUUGAUUUCACCGGAAUGUUUGCCACUCAUAAACCGAAAUCGAAAUCGGACAUCAAUUUGUCCAACAAUGCAAGACAACCUUUGAUAAAUAUCAACACCAAUUUUUUCAGAGAUCCAGUUACACUUGGUUUCCCUCAAAAUGAUUCAGAAAAUUUUCAUCCCAAUGAACAAUUAGACGAGAAUCAGGAUGUGGAUAUGAAUUUAAAGAUUCCUUCCGGUGUUAAGGUCUUUUUUGGAAGACCAAUACUAGAUGAUAAAGAUUAUGAAUGGUGCCUUCAACGGGAAUGUUCUCUGGAUUCCGAGGGAAAUGUAUGUUUUGACCGAAGUAUUAAUGAUGCGGAAGAGUUGUCAAACGUGUGGGUUCUAGCGGCAGGCCCCGAUGGCCUUGUGGAAGGUACAAGAAGAUGGGCUACUGAUGUUGGGUUACGAUUCCACGGUGAAAAUUAUGCCAUUUAA